AUGGGAAAUUGUAAUAACAGCAAAGAUGUUAAUUUUGAUGAUGCAUUAUUGCCUUGUAAAGCUGAUUUUUCUCUGCUUUUUGUCAUUGGCAGAGGAGGUUUUGGAAGAGUUUGGAAGGCUGAAAACAAAAAAUCAAAAUAAUAGUUUGCGAUUAAAGAAAUGAAUAAAUGCAAGAUAAUUAAUAAGAAAAGUGUUAGUUCAGUUAUGAAUGAAAGAUAUUUACUAACUAAUUUAAGACAUCCAUUUUUAGUAAACAUGCAUACAGCUUUUUAAGAUAGAGAAAAUUUAUAUUUGGUAAUGGAUUUGAUGUAGGGUGGUGAUUUAAGAUAUCAUCUAUGCAAACAAAGAAAGUUCACUGAAAAAUAGACAAAAUUUUUUAUUGCCUGCUUAUUAUUAGCUUUGGAAUAUUUGCACACAAACACAGUAUUACACAGAGAUAUUAAACCAGAAAACUUAGUUUUUGAUAGAAAUGGCUAUUUAAGAUUAACAGAUUUGGGUAUUGCCAGAAUUUGGAAGCCCGAUAACGACAAUGACACUAGUGGAACUCCGGGGUAUAUGGCUCCAGAAGUUAUGUGCAGAUAAGCUCAUGGAGUGGCUUCUGAUUAUUUUGCAGUCGGAGUCAUAGCAUAUGAAUGUAUGUUCGGAAAAAGACCUUACAUAGGCAAAACUAGAAGAGAAAUUAGAGAUUAAAUAAUGGCUAAAUAAGUCUUAAUUAAAUCGAAUUAAGUGCCAGAGGGAUGGUCGGAUGAUGCUGCAGAUUUUAUCAAUAGAACUUUAUAAAGAAAACCUAUGAAUAGAUUGGGAUUUAAUGGGCCGGAGGAAGUACAAUCACAUCCAUGGUUGAAAGACAUUGAUUGGAAUAACUUUAUGAACUAAUCAGCUCUUCCUCAAUAUUCAAUAAAUAUAAAUAAUGAUAAUUUCGAUGCCAAAUUUGCAAAUAUGAAGGAAGAGGAAGAUCCUGAGACAAAUUUAUUAAAUGGCUAGUUGUUAAGAAGAUAGUCAAUUUAGGAUUAAUUUAAUGGAUACACAUAUGACCAAACUAUCACUCAAUAACCAUUCUAAAAUAGUAUUAAUUCAAAAUAGACGGUCCCUCAUUUGAAUACCCAGUAAUUGACCUCGGCUAAAAGAACAAAUAUUGAAGAAACUAAUCCUCAAUUAUCUCAAAUGUCAUCAAAAAAAUACAAUUUGAUUUCUUAAACCCCUAGAUUAUAAACCAAAAAUAUGCUCACUAGUUAAAAGCCUUAAACAGAUCGAAAUUAUUUUACUAACAAAUUUUAAUUCAACUGA
Molecule: messenger RNA, 1287 nt
Organism: Paramecium tetraurelia
Lineage: Eukaryota; Ciliophora; Oligohymenophorea; Peniculida; Parameciidae
Exons: 8
Biological process (GO): intracellular signal transduction; peptidyl-serine phosphorylation
Molecular function (GO): ATP binding; protein serine/threonine kinase activity
Source: RefSeq, a predicted model, not a curated record